AUGUCCCGUGCUCUUGUCUCAUCGACCCUGCGGCGUGGUCUGUCGGCUGCGGCCGCUCCCCGCAUGACCUCCCGUGCCGCCUUUUCAGCAACUGCCCGCGCCGCGGACCAGAUCUUGCCUGUGCGCGUCCACGGCGAGGGCUCCGGCACCCAGCAGUCGCUGUCGGUGCCCGACAAGCCCUACACGUUCUCGUCCGACACAUACACGGCACUCGGCGGCGGCGAUUCGGCGCCGUCGCCCGUUGUCUACUCUCUGGCCAGCCUCGGCUCUUGCAACCAAGUGACGGGCAGCAUUGUGGGCCGUGACCACGGCGUGCGCCUGGGCCGCUGGAAGGUGGAUGUGGAGGGCGCGCUGCCGACGGCCGUGCUCGUGCAGGGCGCGCCGGAGGGCAACCCGAACUGGGAGAGCGUGGUCCUCAAAGUUGCUGUGCAGACGGACAUUGAUGGCGGCAGCGACAGCCCCAAGUUCCAGCACUUUGUCAGCGAGGUCGAGCGCCGCUGUCCCAUCACGGCUCUGUUCCGCCUGAGCGGCGUCAAGCUGACGAGCGAGUGGGUGAACGAGCCGCUGCCAUAG
Molecule: messenger RNA, 573 nt
Organism: Sporothrix brasiliensis 5110
Lineage: Eukaryota; Fungi; Ascomycota; Sordariomycetes; Ophiostomatales; Ophiostomataceae
Product: OsmC family protein
Exons: 1
Coding region: 1-573 (190 amino acids)
Source: RefSeq, a predicted model, not a curated record